Molecule: messenger RNA, 2349 nt
Organism: Aspergillus versicolor CBS 583.65
Lineage: Eukaryota; Fungi; Ascomycota; Eurotiomycetes; Eurotiales; Aspergillaceae
Product: Zn(II)2Cys6 transcription factor domain-containing protein
Exons: 8
Coding region: 1-2349 (782 amino acids)
Biological process (GO): regulation of DNA-templated transcription; DNA-templated transcription
Molecular function (GO): DNA binding; DNA-binding transcription factor activity, RNA polymerase II-specific; zinc ion binding
Source: RefSeq, a predicted model, not a curated record
AUGCCCGCUCCACAACUUUACGCAAACCAAACUGACCUAAGCGAAAGAGACGUGCUCCAACGGCAUCGGCAAAUACACACUGAUGACACACCUGUAAGCAAAUACAAGGAGAGAGCUAUUGAAGCAUGCGCGCAAUGUGCAACCGCGAAAGUGAGCUGUAACGAUAAAAGCCCUUGCGAGAGAUGUCAACGUAGAGGCAUAACUUGUACCCCACGCAAGUCAGGCCGGCGGCGUGACAAGGCAACGAUAACACCUAGAUCUGAUACCAAAACACCACAAAGCCAGAUAUUGUAUUCACCGGGGUCUACAACACCGUUCCCUGCCCGCGUACCCGAGCACAGUCUAUCUCGUGACCCCGUGGAAAAUUACCAGGAAUUGAGCGACUUCCCAGCAUUCUUCGAACAAGUCAUGAUGGCGCCCAAUCCAUAUAAUCUUGCGGGGGUGCCCGAAAUACAGCAGCCAAGAGGCGUGUUCGAUUUCAUGUGUGACCCGGAGUCUACUAGUCCAAAUGCCGGUCUGUUUGGCGCGGAUAUCCUCGCUGACCUGGACAAAAUACUUGAAUAUAAUCCAUCACCCGCUGCCACAAAUUCACAUCCAGAUCCUUCUAAUGAGGAGCAAAAUACGAAGCAACGGGUUGCUGCAUUCCGAAAAUCCCUAUGGCUUUGGGUACCCGAGAAAAACCAAACCGGCUUUAGUGAAAUUGGCCAGAUACCACUAAAGGAUGGAGAUAUGACAGCGUCCAUCUCGUCGCUGCAUAGGUCUCGGCUCGAAGCUUUGAAUAUUCGUGGCAAGCUCACGCAUCAGCUGCGGGAUAAUAUUUUCCAACUAGUUUUAUCUACAGGGGGAUCGCGACUUUCUGUGCCCUCAUUCCCAACCGCUGAAUCUCUCGACGCCCUUAUCAAGAUUGGCAUUUCCAAGCGAACCGAGACGGAUGCGUGGAUACACCCGUACACCCUGUAUCGCCAGGACUCACGGCCUGAACUAUUGACGGCGCUCGUUGCCGCUGGUUGCGUGUGUUCUGCUAUCCCAUCGAUUAAUAAAGCCGGUGUUCUCCUUCUGGAAAUAGUUCGAGUCAGCCUUACACAACUUUACUUUCAAGCGUCUAUGAUGUGGCUAGAUAUUGGAGUUUUUUGUGGUUAUAAACGCAAGAUGCAAAUAGCCGAAAGCCACCUACAGCCGCUAUGCACGGCUCUGCGGAGGGCCGGUGCUUUUGACCGCUCGUUCUAUUCUUCGGACCCGCCGUUCAUGGAUCUUAGCGAUGAUAUCGCGCUGGAAAGAACUUGGCUGCAGUGGAUACGGCAGGAGUCGCUGAAAAGACUGGCCCACCACCUUUUUGAGCACGAUGUCGAGGCAGCAGCAGCCAUGAACAGGCCUUCGCUCACUAGUUAUACCGAAUUCACGUUGCCUUUUCCGAGUGCUCGAGAUCUAUGGCUUGCACCCACUGCAGGUGCUUGGAAAGAUCUUUGGCUGGCCAAGUAUUCCCAUUUGGUACCCACGGGCUUGUCAUUGCGAGAAUUACUAGCAGAUCUUUCUAUACUAAAUAAUCUUCCUCUUGAUGUUGAUGCGGGCGUGGUGAAUUCGGCGGUGUUACACGGUCUGAUGAGUCAAGUGUGGGCUCUUCGUCAGCAGGCGCUGUUAGCGGACAGCUGCCGCACUGACACUCGUGCGAUGACCCGAUUGUGGAUGCAAAGCCGACAGGAUGAUCUGCUACAGUCUAUCACCGCAGCAAGGGAGGACAUGACGAACUUCCCAGCGAUUGCGACUUUGUUCAGCGAAUUUGCUAUGAUGCACCUGCAUGUAAACUUCGACUCCAUCCAGCGGUUUGCCGGCCAAUUUGGGGAAUCAGAGGCGAGGCGAGAAUAUCCAAAUGUUCGUGACUGGAGUUUGAAUAAAGAAGCUCGCUCCUCAAUCUGGCAUGCUGGGCAGCUUCUUCGCGCUGCUCGACUGGUCCUACCUUUCCAACUUCGUGGUUUUGAUAGCUUAGCGAUCUACCACGCGAUGCUAGUCCUUUGGGUAUUUGGAUUGUUGCGGUGCGGUGAACACCAUCGCCAGGAGGCUACUAGCCCGCCAGACGGCCGCCUUGGCCCUCUCGUCACUUUGGAUGGCCCCGAAACAGAGUCUGUAAAGGCGUUCAUCGCCCGAGGCAUAGGCCAGCCUGGCCUCACCCUCCACUCGGCUGGCCCUGAUGAAGAGAAUAACACUGUGUUCUGCCAACUUGCUAGUCCCCGCCUAGUGAUGGAUGUGGGGAGGCAGGUUUUCGAUAACAACUUUCCAGGAGCAACGGACAACUUGCCCCCGCUCGUUGACAAUUUACGCAACUUAAUACGUGAUCUAGGGAGCCUGCCAUAG